AUGUCGUCACGCAGUUACUACAGCAGCAGCAACAGCGGCGGUUCCCAAGGCUCAUCUGCGAUGAAGACCAAUCUCAACAAGCUGUUCGAUCGGUACCAAGAGGCUGGUGCACCAGACAAAGACAUCGUCGGAGUAGAGGGCACGAUGCGGUAUUUCGACGACACUGGCGUCGAUGCCGAGGGCCUAGAUGCGUUGGCGGCUCUUGAAAUCGUCCAGGCCCCUACCAUGGGCGAGAUGAGCCGCGAUGGCUUCGUCAAGGGUUGGUUGGAGCGCCACUGCGAGACCAUCGACAAGCAGAAGUCGUAUCUCAAGAUUCUCAAGAGCGAGCUCUCGGGCAACAAAGACGUCUUCACCCGGGUGUACAAGUACACAUUCACCAUCGCCAAGACUGCGGACCAGAGGGCUGUUCCACUUGAGAUGGCCACAGUGUACUGGGAGUUGCUCUUCAGUUCGCCCUUGUCUGCUGUUCAGUGGUCAAGUCCCAACACUCCGUGGCUUACUUGGUGGACUGAAUUCCUCAACACGUCGUGGAAGAAGAGCGUCAACAAGGACAUGUGGAACGAGACACUCAAGUUCGCGCAACUCUCGCUGGAAGACGAGACUAUGGGCUUCUGGAACGAGGAGUCUUCAUGGCCGUCUGUCAUUGACGACUUUGUCGAGUUUGUCAAGAAGGAGAAGCGGGGUGACACCGGGGAGCAACCGAUGGACGAAGACUACUAUUGA
This is a messenger RNA of Alternaria triticimaculans, 723 nucleotides long. RefSeq lists its product as uncharacterized. The record is from RefSeq and is a predicted model, not a curated record. The transcript has 3 exons. Bases 1 to 723 code for a protein of 240 amino acids. Gene Ontology annotation, biological process: protein neddylation; positive regulation of ubiquitin-protein transferase activity. Gene Ontology annotation, cellular component: ubiquitin ligase complex. Gene Ontology annotation, molecular function: cullin family protein binding; ubiquitin-like protein binding; ubiquitin conjugating enzyme binding. Lineage: Eukaryota; Fungi; Ascomycota; Dothideomycetes; Pleosporales; Pleosporaceae.